Aaosphaeria arxii CBS 175.79 is the source of this 1071-nucleotide messenger RNA. RefSeq lists its product as uncharacterized. The coding region runs from base 311 to 745 and encodes 144 amino acids. Lineage: Eukaryota; Fungi; Ascomycota; Dothideomycetes; Pleosporales. The record is from RefSeq and is a predicted model, not a curated record. The transcript has a single exon.
UGACCACGGAAAUGCAUAGCACGAAACCUUCCCAUUGAUGACCUCCCUCGAUGAGCGGAAGCUUAAAGGUGUAUUCGUAUUGCUAUCGUGAUACGGGCAUGGUUUGAAUGCAUCUACACUUGAUGUUUGGCCAUGUUCAUCUCCCUUUCUCAUAUUACCUUUCUUUGACAAGAAUACAAUCAAUAUUCAACGAAGUGAAGAAACACGAAAGAACUGCAAUUCAAAAAGACACGACCUAAACGCAAACCACAUGUUGUAGCACGAUUCGACAGUCACGCGUACAAAAUCCUGACGAGGCUGAAGCAUACAUAUGCUGCGUCAUUGCCGUGCCCACGACGACAGUGCAGGCUUCCUGGAGAGCGCACUACGUCCUCUAGAAGUCGUGGUGCUCGGAUCCGCGCCAUUUGGCGUUCGCUCUACUGUAUCGCGUCGGAGCGAUUUCAAGGCUGAAGUCGAUAGGAGUGGGCUUAGUAGGCGGGGAUGGGUACUACAAGAACCCUUCCCUAGCUCGAGGACACAGCACUUAACUGCCAAGUCGAUGUUUUUCGAGGACGAGCGUGGAGUGGCCAUGGAGGAAGACGCGUUUGAUGAUGUUGUCUCGAGCUUUGGAGCGUUGUCUCCAUUACCAGGCCCUACUUUGCCUAUGCUUCGCAGUCCACUUGCUAUACCUGUCGCCAUUGGCGACGGCAGUUCUACUGCACUUCAGACAAGAGGAGAAAGAGCUCUGGCAAUCCGAACCUCCUAGAUGAAGCCGCAGAACUGGACGCAGAGCAUGUGCCGAAUCGCACCCUUCAACCUGGAGUCUUCGGGGGUCUGAAGUACCAGCGUUCGAACUCCUGGAGCGAUACUGCAAGGCAGAACUCACAUACGAGAUGGACAAAUUCUCCGCAAUAUCCGGUCUCGUGAAGGCGUUCCAGGAAUACACCGGAGACCGCUUCAUUGCUGGUAUUCGGGAGGAUACCACGUACAUUGGCCUACUGUGAGCCGCCAUCGAUACGCCGUUGAAGCGCCCUCAAAAGGAGCACUUCGCCUCAGUCUUAGAACUAUCUCGUCUUCUUUCGUUCAUCACCC